GAUGGGGCGCACUGGGACACUCCUGGUCCCCGGGCCCCUGCUCAGUACCGACGCGGCCGGUCUGGGCCUGACGGACAACUUUCGUGAACUAACCACCAGGAGGAGUGAGUGGGAAGGGGAGGGGUUUGCGAUCGGCCUGGGGAGGGUGGAGUAUUGGCUGGAGAGUUUGUGAAAAGUUCUGAGAGGAGCAGGAGGAAGUGGGGGACCGACUAGUUGAGCUGCGCCGGAGGCCGAGGAGCGAGGGGUCUCAAGUGACCCCCGGGUAACUCCGGUGUCCGGGAAGGAGCCGAGCGCCUACAUGAAACCAGGAGGGGCCUGGUUGGAAGUUCGCCCCUACCUGAGCCGGGAACUCCAGCUGCAGGAUCCGCAGCACUUUCCCCCGAGGGCUGGCUGGGUGGCCUCGUCUGCGCACGACCCCUGAGGAUCCGGAUGGCCGUGAGGUGGACCUGGGCAGGCAAGAGCUGCCUGCUGCUGGCGCUUUUAACACUGGCUUAUAUCCUGGUGGAGCUUUCCGUCUCCACUCUGUAUGCCUCCCCAGGAGCCGGCGAUGCCAGGGAUCUGGAGCCAAGGCAGAUCUCAGACCAUGAGACCAGGGGAGAGGAUUUGUCCCGGCCUCUUUACAUAAAGCCCCCUGCAGAUUCCCAUGCUCUUGGGGAGUGGGGAAGAGCGAGCAAACUCCAGCUCAACGAGGGUGGACUGAAGCAGCAAGAAGAACUCAUUGAGAGAUAUGCCAUCAAUAUUUAUGUCAGUGACAGGAUCUCCCUGCACCGCCACAUCGAGGAUAAAAGAAUGCCUGAGUGUAAAGCGAAGAAGUUCCACUACAGGUCGCUCCCCACCACCUCCGUUGUCAUCGCCUUCUAUAACGAAGCCUGGUCCACUCUGCUUCGAACCAUUCACAGUGUUUUAGAAACUUCUCCUGCAGUGCUCUUGAAAGAGAUCAUCUUGGUAGAUGACUUGAGCGACAGAGCUUAUUUGAAGGCACAACUUGAAGCUUACAUCAGCAAUCUCGACAGAGUUCGCUUGAUUAGAACCAAUAAGAGGGAGGGGCUGGUCCGGGCCCGCCUAAUUGGGGCCACUUUUGCCACUGGGGAUGUCCUCACGUUCCUGGAUUGCCACUGUGAGUGUAAUACUGGUUGGUUGGAACCACUUUUGGAGAGAAUUAGUAGAGAUGAAACAGCAAUUGUAUGCCCUGUCAUUGAUACGAUUGAUUGGAAUACUUUUGAGUUCUACAUGCAGACUGGGGAGCCCAUGAUUGGUGGGUUUGACUGGCGUUUAACAUUCCAGUGGCAUUCUGUCCCCAAACACGAAAGGAACAGGCGGACAUCAAGAAUUGACCCUAUCAGGUCACCCACCAUGGCAGGAGGGCUGUUUGCUGUCAGCAAGAAGUAUUUUCAGUACCUGGGGACCUACGACACUGGGAUGGAAGUAUGGGGAGGUGAAAACCUCGAGCUGUCUUUCAGGGUUUGGCAGUGUGGUGGCAAGCUGGAGAUCCACCCAUGUUCUCAUGUGGGCCAUGUGUUCCCUAAGCGGGCGCCGUAUGCACGCCCCAAUUUCCUACAGAACACUGCCCGGGCUGCCGAAGUGUGGAUGGAUGAAUACAAAGAACAUUUCUACAACCGAAACCCUCCGGCUCGGAAAGAGGCCUAUGGUGAUAUUUCCGAAAGGAAGUUACUGAGGGAGCGGCUGAAGUGCAAGAGCUUCGACUGGUAUCUGAAAAACGUGUUCUCUAACUUACAUGUCCCCGAGGAUAGACCUGGCUGGCAUGGAGCUAUUCGAAGCAAAGGCAUCUCUUCCGAGUGCUUAGACUAUAAUGCCCCUGAUAACAACCCUACAGGUGCCAACCUUUCCUUGUUUGGAUGCCACGGUCAAGGAGGCAAUCAAUUCUUUGAAUAUACUUCAAACAAAGAAAUCAGAUUUAAUUCUGUGACCGAAUUAUGUGCGGAGGUCCCCGAACAAAAAAAUCACGUAGGGAUGCAAAACUGUCCCAAAGAUGGUCUCCCUGCUCCAGUAAACAUCAUUUGGCUUUUUAAAGAAGACGGAACUAUUUUCCACCCUCACACCGGACUGUGUCUCAGUGCUUUUCGGACAUCCGAAGGCCGACCCAGUGUACAGAUGAAAACGUGUGAUGCCCAUGAUAAAAAUCAGAUCUGGAGCUUUGAGAAGUAGAUGAGCAGAACAGAGUCUUCUUUUUUGGGAGCUGACAGUAGCUGACCCGUGAUGAUUGUAUUUUCCCCAGAAGUCACCCGGCAGCUGGCAGUGAGGACACUGGAAAGCUGUGGCUCAUUUGGGAAUGUCACUCUGAAACCAGGAGCACGGAACACUGCUUGCUGUUCAGUAUUUCUCCCUUCUUUCCUCAUGGGUUGUUCCAUGAAAAGCGUUGUCUAUGUACCCCCCACGCCCAGUCUUUGAAGAAGCUGCUGUGAAUGGAGAUGCACACAGCAUUUAGAUGUGGGCUGGGGGAGUGGGCUGUGUGUGUAGCUCAGAUGCGUGUGCAAGACCCCGUGUCUGAUCCACAGCACCAGGAAAUACACAUUUUAAGUGCAAGACUUAGUAUUAAAGAAUGUAAAAGUCCAGGCACAAUGGGGUAGGAUUCAUGCUGAUGGGUAAAUUCAUUGCAUGUCCUUUUUUUUUUUUUUAAUCAAAACUUGUGAAUGUGAAAUUAGAACUAUCACUAUUUUGAUGGUGCGGGAUUUGAAUUCUUUGAGGUUUUUAAAAACUGAUUUGUCUUUGAUCAAAUAGAAGUUGAGGAAAUUUGCCUUGAGAAAAAGGCCUGGUGUGGAAAUACAUUUCAUUGGAAGAGGGUAUUGGUCUGAAUGCAAGUUUGGAGGUCUAUUUUGGACAGAUGUCUCAGAAACCUUGACUUGAGCUAACAUGAAAUGGCGAGACAUUCCCAUUCUGUUCUCUGUAAACGAGAGCUAUUGGACUGACUGACCUACAUAUCCAUACCUCACAGCACUCUGCAAGCUGUCCCCUCUGUGGACUUAUUUGUGAUCAUGGGGCAUUUUCUGAUUGCACUUCCCUAUGUUGUGAAUGUACUAGAAGGGCACUCAUUCAGAAUGCCGUGCCUCCCCUUGUUAAUGCUUAAUCACUUCAAGUAAACACAAUUGCGGCCUCUCUGAAGCCAGCCCCAAGUGUGUUUACCCCAAUGUGUGAAACCGACAGUGGACCCAGUUCUGCAGAGAGUGUUCAUCUCCCCCAUGAGCUCUUGCUCACCUGGAAAUUCGGAGGGUUUGUCUUAAGAUUGUAAGGGGGAAAAAAAGAGACUGUCUUGGUAGCUGUUGAUUGCUGCCUUCAAGCCAACUCCUGGCAGCCGGGGUGAACAAAUGGCUUGGCCGCCUCGUGACUUUGGCUGAGUCCUUUAUAUUGCUGGGCCUCAGUUUCCUCAUCUGAGUAGCUGGAUCGGCUCUCAAAGGUCCCUUUUAAUCUGAAAGAUUAAAUCUGAAAGAUCCAUCCUCCUGGCCCCUCCUCACCCACGCUGAUUUCUAGUUCACUUUUAACAUAGGUAGCGCCGGACCUCUGAGCAGUGUUCAGUUAUGAAAACGGAGAAUUGGCUUUUGAACUGCGGUGAGCCGAGCUCACCUGAAGCAGUGUGUCUCUCACUGGUCGUUAGUUUUACAGGCACUGUCUUUAACAAUCGCUGAGCUGGCUGUGUCUUUGAAAAGUUUUAAGCUUUCAAAGGAGUUCUCUGACUAGGAAUAUAAAUACUUCCCAAACUAAGUUAUUUCAGAACUAAAUAUGUUUUUAAGACAUUUCUUCUGGCUCCCUACUAACGGUUUUAUCGAGAAAUCAUGAGCUGAAUUUGGGAGUGAGUUGCAGCUUCUUGACUGUGGUAUGAAAAAGUGCACAGUACAUAGAGAACCCAGUCCUCAGGGAUUCAUAAGGAAAUUAUUUUCAGGGUUCACUUGACAGCUUGCCUGGAGAGAGGGACCUUUGUGAACCUGGGAUUUAAGUGAAUCGCACAGGGUGACCAUUUCAAAACAUUAAAAUUUGUGUGUACUAGUGACUGUUUUGUUUUCAUUAACUCUUAGAAUAAAAAUCUGUUGCUGCUUUUCUGUAAGUUACCCAGCAACCUCAAAGUUUAUAAACAAUUUGUCUAGAUUCUGUGGGCAAUGCUUGACCCUGAUUUUAUUCAAGGAAAAUAUAUAAAAACACUCAAGAAAGAAAUUCCCCUGAAUGCUCUCUCGCCUUGCCCAUGUCCCCUUGAAAACAAUUUUUUUUUUGAAAUUUCUCUUUUGCCUUUUUUUUGUUGUUUGUCUCCUAUCAUGGGACAGAGUGAAAAUGGAUGCAAUCUGAAAGUAACUAUUGAGAUGACUUUUAUUUAGUAGCUUGAUGUCCCUAUCAAAAGAGAGAAAAGGUCUUUAAGACUAUUUAAUUCUGUGUUUACCUUUUUCUCUGAAUUGGUGGUUAGGACUUUUUAGGCUGGUGGGCUUAUUUAUAUCCAUAAUGCAUAACAAAGGAAACUAGAGUUGUAUUUUUAUAUGUAGUUGUAUUUUAAUUUCAUUCCAAAGAUACACCAUAAUGAAAUAUGCAAAAUAUUCUUUCACUUCUUAUUUCCAGUUUAUUGUUACUCAAGUUCUCUAUUUGCUAUAGACAGUUGGGGGUUGACUUUUCAAGCAAAUUUACAUGCUUAAAUUAAAUGUUAUGGAAGUAUUUGAUAAGCAAGGAGUUUCCAUUUUGUCAUUUACUGAGCAGUCCUGUGAAUAGAUUAUCUACAUAAGCAGCUUAGCAGUUGUUUUUUAUUAAAAUGAUGAUAUAGUCAUAAGGCUUUCUAUAACUUUAAAUACCUUGUUUGUAAGGGAAAGCGUGUUUACUCAGCCAGUAGUAGGCUCUUGUAUGUGUGUUGAUGUUAGCAGAUUAAAAUAUUCCAGGCAUUUAGUGUCUGUUUUAACGAGUAAAAUUUAGAUUUGACUUUUCCUUUUGAUUGCUAUUUUAAUAUUUUUGAAUAUUAAAACUGAGGUUGAGAUUUAUGUAUUUUGAGCGGUGACAAUUUCUUUUUGUUAGUGGUAUAUGUAAUGUUGAUUAAGACAUGCAAUAAAAUGUAUGCCUAAUUGUUUUUGCAAA
This is a messenger RNA of Phodopus roborovskii (desert hamster), 5061 nucleotides long. It is a transcript of the gene Galnt4, whose product is annotated as polypeptide N-acetylgalactosaminyltransferase 4. Gene Ontology annotation, cellular component: Golgi apparatus. Lineage: Eukaryota; Metazoa; Chordata; Mammalia; Rodentia; Cricetidae. The record is from RefSeq and is a predicted model, not a curated record. The transcript has a single exon. The coding region runs from base 430 to 2166 and encodes 578 amino acids.